This is a messenger RNA of Nannizzia gypsea CBS 118893, 534 nucleotides long. RefSeq names its product deoxyuridine 5'-triphosphate nucleotidohydrolase. Bases 1 to 534 code for a protein of 177 amino acids. The record is from RefSeq and is a predicted model, not a curated record. Lineage: Eukaryota; Fungi; Ascomycota; Eurotiomycetes; Onygenales; Arthrodermataceae. The transcript has a single exon.
AUGAUCCUCCCAGGCCACGCUCUGGUAUCUCGCAAGAUCAUCCAGGGCCUCAUCUCUCCGUCCCUACAAAUCCAACCAUGCGGCGUUGACCUCACCCUCAAAAGAGUCCUGACCUGGACAUCCGCGGGCUCCGUCGACCUCAACAACUCCCACCGCCAGACAGCAUCCACCAAGGAAAUACCAUUUACCACCAUCAACUGCAGCAGCCACAGCGGGGGAGAGCACCAUGAUGAAGCGCUUGAACUACCACCCGGCUCGUAUCUGGUUGAGUUCAAUGAAACGGUCUCUGUGCCGCUGGAUGUGAUGGGUCAGUUGUUUGUGCGCAGCUCGUUGUUCAGGUCUGGCGCUGUGUUGAAUGCUGGGGUGAUGGAUGCUGGGUAUACGGGUGCAGUGGGAGCAAUGUUACAGGUGGUGAACCCGGCGGGGCUUCGGGUGUAUAAGGGAGCGAGGCUGGGACAGUUUGUGUUCCAUCAGAUGAGCGAGCCGGUGGAAGGGUAUGACGGGGUGUAUCAGGGGAGUACGAAGGUUGGUUAG